Molecule: messenger RNA, 2114 nt
Organism: Carassius auratus (goldfish)
Lineage: Eukaryota; Metazoa; Chordata; Actinopteri; Cypriniformes; Cyprinidae
Gene: chst10
Product: carbohydrate sulfotransferase 10
Exons: 6
Coding region: 460-1548 (362 amino acids)
Biological process (GO): proteoglycan biosynthetic process; carbohydrate biosynthetic process
Cellular component (GO): membrane
Molecular function (GO): sulfotransferase activity
Source: RefSeq, a predicted model, not a curated record
ACGUUUUUUAAGGGGGGCAUCUUUCCCCAAUAUAUUCCACAAAAUUGAAACCGUAGAAACCAAAUGUUAUUUUAAAUAUAGAAUACGGUAUAGUAAAUUAUUCUGUAUCCAUCUUCGUCAGAGUACAGUACAGAAUCUACAGCAGUAGAUGGCAGUAUGUUACAGUUGGAUUGCAACCCCCAGUUAAUUCACAGAAGAACACGAAGAAGAAGCCGGAACCGCUCUCUGGCCCACUGUAAUUACGCCAAAGUCGAAAUUCGAUCAUAAUUUUUCUUCCCCUACUCGAUUUAGGCCACUUAGUGAACUGAACAGUCAGUGUUAUCUAGUGAUGGAUUACGGACGGAGCUAAUGUUCACCGGAAUACAGCACCCAGUUAUUGUGGAAACCCUGACAAGAAGAGAUGACGGAAGGCACUGACGAUUUACAUUGAGAAGGAUUUGACAUCCUGUUCGUGUGCCAAUGAUGCGCCGUCAUUGGUUGCUGGUUGGUGCUUGUGGCUGGGUGCUACUUAUCCUUAUGUUCGUCAGCAAGUUCAUCAACUUCAGCUUCAGAAUACCAGACUAUGCAGAGAGGACAGAGAUGUUUGUUUGGACCUUGCCAUCUGUUACGAUGAAUCUACAGUGGCCAGACAAGGGAGCAUCGCAGCCAUAUAUACUGUCCUCAGUUGGUCCCUCUUUGGUGGAGCCCACAAACUGGCAGUCAGUGAAUGAGAAGCGUCUGGAGCUGUUAGCAACUGUUUGCAGAAAUUCAUCUCUGUGGAACCUCACCCACACAACUGUGGGCAAGUUUGUGUUGGACCGCAUUUUUGUGUGUGACAAGCACAAAAUACUCUUCUGUCAGACACCCAAAGUUGGAAAUACACAAUGGAAGAAGGUUCUAAUUGUCUUGAAUGGAAAGUUCUCAAAAGUUGAAGAUAUACCAGAGAACCUGGUUCACGAUCAUGAAAGAAAUGGUUUACCCCGCCUGUCCUCUAUGACGGACACAGAAAUUCAUCAAAGGUUAAAUUCCUAUUUCAAGUUCUUUAUUGUGAGAGACCCAUUUGAGCGUCUCAUAUCUGCUUUCAAGGACAAGUUUGUGAAGAACCCAAGAUUUGAACCUUGGUACAAACAUGACAUUGCCCCAGCCAUCAUUCGUAAAUAUCGCAAGAGUCACCAUGAUGAUAGUGGAAAAGUGGGUCUUCAGUUUGAAGACUUUGUACGGUACUUGGGUGACAAGUCAGGCCGACAGCACUUGGAUAGGCAGUUUGGUGACCACAUUAUUCACUGGAUGACAUAUGCUGAACUGUGUGCUCCUUGUGAUAUCCCCUACAAUGUUGUGGGACACCAUGAGACUCUGGAGCAUGAUGCUCCUUAUAUUCUAAAAGCUGCUGGUAUUUCUGACCUGGUGUCAUACCCAAAUAUCCCACCAGGGAUAACCCGCUACAACCACACCAAAGUGGAACGCUAUUUUACUGGAAUCAGCCAACGAGAUGUUCGUCGACUCUACGCUCGCUACCAGGGAGACUUCAGCCUGUUUGAUUACCAGAGACCUGCCUUCCUAGUGGGCUGACAUUGAGAUUUCCUGACUCCAUUAUAUAUAUAUAUAUAUAUAUAUAUAUAUAUAUAUAUAUAUAUAUAGAGAGAGAGAGAGAGAGAGAGAGAGAGAGAGAGAGAGAGAGAGAGAGAUAGAUAGAUAGAUAGAUAGAUAGAUAGAUAGAUAGAUAGAUAGAUGUGUUGUUCUUUUGCACUGAUCUGAGACUUAAUUAGUUACUAUACACAUAAUAGUAUGUUUGAAGACAUUCAUGUGUGGAUUUGGGUUGGUCCGGAAUCUGCACUAGAGAGUAAAUUUUAAGAUGAAUUACUAAGAUCAAACAGUGCAUAAUUAAAGUUUAUAUUUUAUUUUAUUUUUAUUUGGUAAUAUCUGUAUUUACCAUACAAUAAUUAAGUGCCAUAAUAUUAUUUUGAAAAGUUUUAUAAAAAAGUUUAUUUAAGACAGUGAAUUAGGUAAAACUGUAAACCAGUUUACUAUGGAUUCAUUUUCUAAAAUACUGUCUUCUCUAUCCUUUCUACUUAAGGGAUUGUAGUACUCAAGGAUCCUAAAAGACAAUUUAAUAAAUCUUACAGUUUUGAUCUUAA